Messenger RNA from Nipponia nippon (crested ibis), 1371 nucleotides. NCBI's taxonomy places the organism in Eukaryota, Metazoa, Chordata, Aves, Pelecaniformes, Threskiornithidae. The record is from RefSeq and is a predicted model, not a curated record.
AUGAUAAGUAUUUAUGUUCAGAUUCUUCUAAUAAUUAUUUUUUGGAAUUCUGAUUGCCAGAUUAUUCCCAGGAUUGAAGAAUGUGGACUUUCAUGUUCUCAGGGGAUUCAUUGUAAAAGCAAACCUUCCAGUGGCAUUUUUAACAGCUUCUGCCAUGAUGCUCCUGCAUCUUUAUCUUCUAUGGUACUGAAAAGCAUGAAGAUCUCAACAGUGAUGAAAUGUGUCCAAGGAAGCCAAUGCUCUCUUCAUUUAAACAUUAAAGGAACUUUGAGUCUGGAUGAAAAUAUCCGUGGGCUGGAAAUAUGUUCUCUUUCACUGGAUACACAGCAAUCUCAGUGCACAAAUGUGAGAUUUGCUAGGAAAAAAAGCAAGAUGCUUAAUGGAAAGAAGGUACAGGUACAAUUCAAUUGCAUUGAAGUCAAGGUAGCACAACACAUCUAUGUGACCAUGAAAACAGUACCAAAUUACUGUGAAGUCAAGCUGAGUCAGGAAUACUAUGUUGAAGAUUGCAGAAACAGUGAUGUGGGAAAAUAUAUUUCAGAUUGUUCAGCUGGAAAGUUUGAUUAUAAUGUAGACAGAGCAAGGAAAAUUAUAUCAGUGAAUGUAUCCAACUUUCUUCAAGAUCAAGAUUAUUACGUUCGCCUGUGCCACAAAUGGUUUACCUGUGAAGAUGCAGGGGCAUUUGCUGUGAUAAAAGGGAAGGAAUCUUUAAAAUCAGUUUCUCUGAAAUAUUCUCAGCUACUUCCUUGUCUUUGCAUUGAGGGUUGGCUGGCAAUUCCAGAUGCAAGGAGGAUACAACUUUGCCCCUUUGAAAAUGAUACGAAGGUGCUAUGGGAUAAUAUUGUUUACAACCCAGUGACACAAACCCUAGCUUGGGAGCCAGCCUGUCCUGUGCUUGUCAUGGUUAACCUAUGCAGGUUAACGAAGUCUAACAACCACUGUGAAGAUAUACAAAACUCUUCCAAAAAUUCUUCUGAGAAAGUUAAAUAUUCUCGUGUAGACACUCACCCGAGACUUUGCAUGAAGUUUACAACCAAGCAAGGCUCUUGGGUUAAAUGUCCAUUUGCUCAUGGAGAAUUUCCAGCUUGGAAAAUGAGAACUGCUGCAGCUGCAGAACAAAUACAAGUUUACUUCACAUCCCAAACCAAGGCACAGUUCUCAGUGCUUGUGUGUAACAGGACACAGCUGGCCUCAUGUGAAUCUGUUGGGACGCACCAUUCAGUCUCUGUGGGCUGGAGGACAGAUGUAGAUUAUUCAGUUCCACUGCAGAUAUGUGAUAUCCACUGUGAUUUUUGCGGUCAGACAUACGGUGAUGGAAACCCAGCAAAGGCCAUGACACACAGAAUGAAGAGCGUGCAUUCCUUGCAUUGA